Molecule: messenger RNA, 3108 nt
Organism: Myotis lucifugus (little brown bat)
Lineage: Eukaryota; Metazoa; Chordata; Mammalia; Chiroptera; Vespertilionidae
Gene: THNSL2
Product: threonine synthase like 2
Exons: 9
Coding region: 149-1588 (479 amino acids)
Biological process (GO): dephosphorylation; 2-oxobutyrate biosynthetic process
Molecular function (GO): pyridoxal phosphate binding
Source: RefSeq, a predicted model, not a curated record
GGGCGCUGGGGUUCCCGGUCGCUCGUGGCGGUGCCCGCAACACCCCGCCAGGAGCCGGCACCCCGCGGCCUCGUUCCCCUCCGCCCGUCCCCUCCUCGCGUCCCCUCCCUAAGGAGGGAGCACCUUCCCCCCGAAUGCCUCCAGGGUCAUGUGGUACGUCAGCACCAGGGGGAUGGCCCCCCGCGUCGACUUUGAGGGUGCCCUCUUCUCUGGCUAUGCACCCGAUGGGGGCCUCUUCAUGCCUGAGGAGCUCCCACAGCUGAGCAGGGAGACCCUACGUCAGUGGAGUGCGCUCUCCUACCCAAGCCUGGUCGUGGAGCUGUGUGCCCUUUUCAUUGGCCCAGAGCUCAUCCCAAGAGAUGACUUAAAUGAUCUGAUCCACCGAGCCUUCCGCAGAUUCCGCCACAGAGAAGUGGUCCGUCUUUCCAGGCUGCGGGACGGGCUGAAUGUGCUGGAGCUGUGGCACGGAGCCACAUAUGCGUUUAAGGACCUGUCCCUGAGCUGCACGGCCCAGUUCUUGCAGUACUUCCUGCAGAAGAGGGGGAAGCACGUCACUGUGGUUGUAGGAACUUCUGGAGACACAGGGAGUGCUGCCAUUGAGAGUGUUCGAGGGGCAAAGAACGUGGGCAUUAUUGUUCUCCUGCCCCAGGGGCACUGCACGAAGAUCCAGGAGCUGCAGAUGACCACGGUGCUGGAGGAGAACGUCCGUGUGUUUGGAGUGGAGGGAAACAGCGAUGAGCUUGAUGAACCCAUCAAGGCCGUGUUUGCUGAUGUGGCUUUUGUCAAGAAGCACAAUCUGAUGAGUCUGAAUUCAAUCAACUGGUCCCGGGUCCUCGUGCAAAUGGCUCACCACUUCUUUGCUUACUUCCAGUGUGUGCCAUCCUUAGAUUUGCACCCGCUCCCUGAUGUGGAAGUGGUUGUGCCGACAGGAGCUGCUGGUAACCUUGCAGCUGGGUGCAUUGCUCAGAAGAUGGGCCUGCCCAUCCACCUGGUCGCAGCGGUGAACUGCAAUGAUAUCAUCCAUAGGACUGUCCAGCGAGGAGACUUCUCUCUGUCUGAGACUGUCAAGCCAACCUUAGCAUCAGCUAUGGACAUCCAGGUGCCCUACAACAUGGAGAGGAUUUUCUGGCUGCUAUCUGGCUCUGACAGCCAGAUGACAAGAGGCCUCAUGGAGCAGUUUGAAAGGACCCAAAGUGUGAGUCUGCCUGAGGAACUGCAAAGCAAGCUUUCAGCGGCAGUGACAUCUGAGUCAGUGUCAGACGAGGCCAUCACGCAGACCAUGGCCCGCUGCUGGGAAGAGAACCAGUCCUUGCUGUGCCCUCACACGGCCGUGGCCGUGAGCUACCAUUACCAGCAGAUGCUCAGGCAGACCCCCAGCCCUCCCCGGUGUUGUCUGGCCCCUGCCUCUGCAGCCAAGUUUCCAGAAGCUAUCGUGGCUGCUGGAUUGAGCCCAGAAACUCCCACGGAGAUCCUAGCCCUGGAGGGAAAGGAGACGCGCUGCACCCCAAUGCGGAGGAGUGACGACUGGACGGUGAUGCUCCGGGACACAAUUGAGAACAUGGGCCGGCGGUGGAGGGCCACGUCCUGAGUGCUCCCAAAUAGCCCGGCUGCAGCUGGCUUCCUUUAGGCUUCAGACCCCAGGGUGGGGGGCGGGGUGCCCUCAGAGCUACCUUGAGCACCUUCUCUCUGUUAAGAGUUGAUGUGGGAGGUUCUCAGGAGGCUGUACAGUGGGGUCUGGAGCCAGCUGGCUUUGCUCAUUCCCACAGCUGCUCUGUGCUCUCGCCAUGGUGGUGUGGUGCCUAGUCAGCGAGGCUGCAUAGGGCUGUGCAUGGCUCCUGGAGGUGCACCCCCACCGCUGGACAGCGCAGGGCCUGCAAAUGAAGAUCCUGGGCACAGAGCUGACCUAAGUCUGUGCAGGCAGGGCUGCACACUCCAGUAGCACAGGCCUGGGGCUCCGCUGUCUGCACCUGUUUAUCCAGAGGUAUUGGCUGGCCUUCCCACCCUGCUGAAGUGUCGGAAUCCUGAGAAUACAAGUGCAUGUCCAGUGUGAUGGUCACUGUGCUGGCCUGCGGCCGAGGACAGUGGCUGCCAGGGGUGGUAGUGAUGCGUGGUAUGUGCUACAUCCUUCAGCUGCUUUCCAUUGGCCCAGCAUAGAGGGGCAGCAGAGCAGUCAGUGGGCAGGUGGCACAGGUGGGGGGCAAGGUUGAGAUGUGGGAUCACCAGGUGGAAGCCGUGUGGGAAAGUGCUCCUCAGGGUGCAGACUGAGAACCGGUACAAGUACCGGUUCACCUGCUUUAUUAACCCAGGGCAGGUGUCAGAGCAGCAAGAAGCAGGGAUCCCUCACUGAGCACUAAGUGAGUCCAAACGCCUGCAUUUCCAUGGUGCCAUGGUCACAGCGCCCCAGAGAAGUCAGAUCCUCCUCUGAGCACAUGACUGCUCUCCCCUCCACAUGCCUCUGACGCUGCACUGGCCUCCAGGAGCCCGUCCUCGGGUGAGGCCACAGACCCUCCUCAGGCUGCUGGAGGCUCCGUCCUGUGUCCUGUCCAUCGUCAGCCCAGCUGAAAAUGAUGACUCCUGUACCUGAAAGUGAGGACUUUGCUGACAAAUAGUGUUCUUCCAUGUGCAGAGUGCUCCCUCUCACAAAGGCGUGCUUGAUUCCUCUGCUGUUUUACCAUCUAGCCUGCGUUGUCCAGUUCAGUAACCACUAGCCACAUGUGGCUGUUGAGUACUUGAAAUGGGAAUAAGUAUAACUAAGGAAUUGAAUUUUAAAUUUUAUUUAAUGUUUAAUUAAUUUGCAUUUAAAUUUCAAAACUAUUACUUGAAUCGGUUAUUGGAAAACUUUGCAGUGUGGUUGGGAAAUGCUGGUAUGUGAAUCUGCUUUUCAGCUGUAAAUUUUAUGAAGUACAUAAAGUACAGAUGAUAUUUCCAAUGAAAUUAGUUGGAACACUACAUUAGAACUGAGAUAUGCCACAUUGUAAAAUACAUAUAGAACUUCAAAAACUUCGAAUGAAAAAUAUCGAAAAUUUUUCAUUAAUAAUUUUAUAUUGAUUACAUGUAGAGGAUAAUAUUUUGAUGUUUUGGAUUAAAUAAAACAUUAAAUCAGUUUCA